Molecule: messenger RNA, 6531 nt
Organism: Bombyx mori (domestic silkworm)
Lineage: Eukaryota; Metazoa; Arthropoda; Insecta; Lepidoptera; Bombycidae
Gene: Nmnat
Product: nicotinamide/nicotinic acid mononucleotide adenylyltransferase 3
Exons: 8
Coding region: 126-1142 (338 amino acids)
Biological process (GO): NAD+ biosynthetic process
Molecular function (GO): nicotinate-nucleotide adenylyltransferase activity; nicotinamide-nucleotide adenylyltransferase activity
Source: RefSeq, a predicted model, not a curated record
ACUACGUGGUCGUGGUUUUGCCUGAUCUGUGAAAGGCACUUCCAUGACGUUUUAAAUAUUUGUUUUUAAAUAAAAAAAAGGAAAAUCGCCUGUUUACAUGAUAAGAAUCAAAGGAAAUUAACAAAAUGUCUAAAGGGUCGAUAGUUUUGAUAGCCUGUGGGAGUUUCAGCCCUCCUACGUAUAUGCAUCUGCGAAUGUUCGAAAUUGCCCGUGAUUACAUACAUUCGUUUGGUAUUGGUUCAGUAGUCGGCGGAAUCGUUUCUCCUGUCCACGACGCUUACGGCAAAAAGGAUUUAGUUGCUUCGCAUCACAGAAUUAGCAUGUUGAAAUUAGCCUUGCGUUCCUCAAACUGGAUCAAAGUAUCGGAAUGGGAAUCUCGUCAGGCUGGCUGGACAAGAACCAGACUGUCCUUAAAAUACCAUCAAGAUAUAAUAAAUGGAUACAAAUCAAAUUUAGAUCCAGAUUCAGCGGAGUGGUUGCCAGAUGACGUUCUCAAUGUGAACAGCUAUGAUGAGACUGACAACUUUCCUCUAAUGACGAAUGGUAACUAUCAAGAACGGGUGACAGUAAAGCUGCUCUGCGGUGCUGAUCUUCUGGAGUCCUUCGCCACCCCGGGACUUUGGUCUGAUGAAGAUAUCGAAGCAAUAGUCGGUACGCAUGGCUUAGUGGUGGUCACCAGGGCAGGCAGUAACCCCUCCAAGUUUAUUCACGAAUCUGACAUACUUUAUAAGCACAGGAGGAACAUCCUGCUGGUGCCCAACCACGUGGUCAACGAGGUGAGCUCCACCGUGGUGCGGCGGCUGCUGCGGCGAGGCGAGAGCGCGCGCUACCUCACCGACGACGCCGUGCUCGCCUACGCCGCCCGCCACGCGCUCUACGCCGCCGCGCCUGAGCACGCGAGUCUGCGCGACGUGACGUCAUCAACCGCGCGCCCGCCGCCUGGGAGGCGCGCCAAAAAAACUAACUUUCUUAUAUCGAGCUCCCGCACCGACUCGGUCAGUCCGGUCGACGGCGUGAAACCGAAGCUGGCGUACGUGGACAGGGUGCCCCCCGGCUACGUGCCCGGGAAGGCGGUCAAGAUCGUUAGUGACGUCGCCCAGCACGCCACGGCCGGCGACAAGGGAAGCGGUUGCGCAUUGUAGCUGACGUGUUGCGCGCCGACGCGGUCCGCCCCGUGAGCGCGACACGCCGGCGCCGCGACGUGACCGAGGCGCGAGCCGCCCUGUGUGCAUGACCACGUCGUAUGUAGCCAGUGUCGUAUUCGAUGUUUGUUCUGACGCAUUGUACGCCGGCGUCCCUGCGAUAGUGCGGGAUUCGGAAUCUCGCUUUAACGCCGGCCUUGCGAAAAUGCGGGAUUCGAAGUUUGUCGCUUUAACGCCGGCCCUGCGAAAAUGCGGGAUUGGAAGUUUGUCGCUUUAACGCUGGCCCUGCGAUAAUGCGGGAUUCGAAGUUUGUCGCUUUAACGCCGGCCGUGGGAUAAUGCGGGAUUUAAAAUCUUGCUUUAACGCCGGCCCUGCGAUAAUGCGGGAUUCGGAAUCUCGCUUUAACGCCGGCCCUGCGAUAAUGCGGGAUUCGAAAUCUCGCUUUAACGCCGGCCCUGUGAUAAUGCGGGAUUCGGAAUCUCGCUUUAACGCCGGCCCUGCGAUAAUGCGGGAUUCGAAAUCUCGCUUUAACGCCGGCCCUGCGAUAAUGCGGGAUUCGAAAUCUCGCUUUAACGCCGGCCCUGCGAUAAUGCGGGAUUCGAAAUCUCGCUUUAACGCCGGCCCUGCGAUAAUGCGGGAUUCGAAAUCUCGCUUUAACGCCGGCCCUGCGAUAAUGCGGGAUCCUGUUGCUUGGUAAUCCGCCUUCUGUUGCCAUGAUUACGCCGAUCUUGUUUUUUUUUUAAUUUUUUAAGAAAAUGUACCAAAUUUUAAAUGCUUUCUUUAUGUACUCAUUGAUUGUAAACAAGCAAAUCAUACCGGCGUACAAUGUGUUCAGUGGAAUUGCUUUGGCGUUUUUCGCGCUACUUAGUCGUUGGUAGCCUAAGGGACUAUUCCGACUUCACGCGGAUCGUUAGGUGAGCUCACCACGGGCUCAACUUGAGAGAAUUGCUAACACUAGCCCUAGCAAGAGCAGUGCUUCGCUGAAUGUACCACGGGUCGGAAUCGCGACCCACUGAGAAGAUGCGGCGAGAAACUCAGUGGAUAUGCUUUAGCCUAGACGCUUUCGCGAAUAUAUUGUUUCAUAAAAACAUUAUAGAUUAGCUUCUUUAGAAAAAAUAUAAGACGUGGUAGCGAAUUAUAAAUGCGUUAUUGUCUCUCUCGUUUUUCACUCGUAAAUUGAAAAAGGACGCGAAAUUCGCCAAAGGAUUUCCACUCUUUAUCUAUUAAGCUUCCCGAUCCGUGCAUGUCGAUAUAGAAAAAUACGUUACGUUCUUUAGCUUUUUGAGCGUUAGUAAAAUUGUGCUUUUUAAGUAUCUAUGUCGCGAUUAAGAAUUUGAGGGAAAUUUAAGGCCGAAAAAUUCGAAUGUGAGCUUUCAAGUUUUAUAUAAUACAAAACAAUAGCUUUUUCGUUAUUGUCACGUGGUGCAGUUAAUUACGCACGUCCUUAGAUUAAAAGAUAUAAGCUUCUAUGAUAGCUUUGGAUACCAUCGAGGAUUCGCCCGUAUUCAAUUGUGAAAAUUCCUUUAAGAUUCCGAUAUAUCUCAUCACUGCUAUACUAUUAUAGUAUGUUAUAUAGUAAAGCGCGUUCGGAUUCUCAAAAACAUCGCAAGGCUCAUUUUCGAACACGCAAAAACAAACUUUAUCACGUUAAAAAAUAAAGUUUGUAUUCAUUAAAAUGUCUAAUUCGAGAAAACGACAUCUCAAUGAAUAAUUUAAUGUAGAUUUAAAAUCGUAUUGGUUUUUUUUUUUGAUUUGAUUAUUCUCUUGUUGUUAUCGUUCAAAAAGUUGAUAGAACGUGGCAACCCUAUUUGAUUGUUCGCUUUUAGAAAUUUGAUACUGUGUUAAUGUUUAAUUUUUAGAAAUUUGUAGUCAUCUCAUUUUAUUCGACUCAUUUAGUUUUAACUCGUGAACAAAGAAACUAUCACUCGCUUAAUUAUUAUAUCUACGACAGAACUAAGCUAUCGAUUUUUUAUUUAAAUGCAAAUAGAAAUUAACGAAUUCAUUUUUAAACGCCCUGUAUGUAUAACGCUGUGUUGGAAACUACAGCUCGUUGUUUUUGUUAUUAUUGUUAACAUAAUAAUUUAUUUGGGGUUAGUGAUAUAUAUAUGAACAAAGCUUAGUGUGAUACAUACAUAUAAUAUGAAGAUAAAUACUAUUGAAAAAAUAUAAUACUAUUCAUGACGCUAUUUAUGAAAAAAAAAUGUCUCAUAACUUUUAUAUCGGUUUACUUAGAAUUAUAAUAAUUAUUAAUAUUUUAAUACAUAUGUACGUUACAAAUAAAUAAAUAUAUAUUGUGAUAAUUUAAUAUAAUUCAAUUAGUUGAAAUUAUUGUUUAAAUAUUAAUAUGUGAGUGAAUGUUUGUAAUUAUUGUUAAAUUUUUUGCUUAAAAACGGACUAAUGAGGACCCGUAAGCGUUUUGGUGAACAACCACAGCUCAUUUGAACGUAAAUGACAAGUUGAAGCUUUAAUUGACAUUAAAGUUAAAAAUAAAUAAAGAACUAAGAACACCCUAUCAUCAAAUGUAUUUUGGCGAUUGAAUCAUAAGCUAAUAUAGAUUUAUAUAAAUACACCAGCGACCCGCCCUGGCUUCGCUUCGGAAACUGUAAUUUAUUAUUAAUUUCUCAACUAUUUAAUGGAUGUUAUUAUACACUAGCUGACCCGGCAGACUUCGUAGUGCCACAAUCGAUAAAUAAAAGACCUAAACUUUUAUAUAGAAUAAACUUAAAACAAACAAAAGGAAUCCGUCCGACGGGGGACACGUCAAAGGGAAAACAAAAUUGUUAUUUUUAUUUAAUUCCGAGAAUUUUCAUAUUUUUAUACCUUUUAAACCUUCUCUGGACUUCCAAAAAUAAUUCAAGACCAAAAUUAGCCAAAUUGGUCAAGCCGUUUUCAUGUUAUGUCGUGACAACGGAAAACGGGUCUCAUUUUUAUAUAUAUAGAUAUAAACCUUCCUCUUCAAUCACUCUCUCUAUUAAAAAUACCGCAUCAAAAUCUGUUGCGUAGUUUUAAUGAUUUAAGCGUACAUACUGACAGAGAAAGCGACUUUGUUUUAUACUAUGUAGUGAUUCUACAAAAAUGGUUGCCAUAUAAAAUCGUGACAAGUUUUUUUUGUCUCUUUCUCGCACUCCAGAUUUCGAUAUAAAUGUCUUAGAAAGCGAACGAGAAGACGGCACAUAAGAUGGAAAGUUGUCGUCCCUAGGGGCGUUACGAUAUCCUUAAUAAAUUCUGAUAAAACAAUUCGAUGAUCACCUAAUGACGGGCUUUUCUAUUGAAAUCAAUAACAUUCAUGAUUUAUUCAUGGUCUGUUCCUCCUUCGAUUUCCUCAAUGCUGAGAGUCACGACCACCUCCUCGCGACAAAAGGUUAUUACGGAUCACUCUAUGCCGUUUGCUCCUACCUUUUUUUAUGUUACUCCUCUGUAAAUAAAAUAGGACCAUAAUACUACUACAUAAAAUCUAGGCGUAUCAUACAGAGGACCUUUGUACCGGGAACGCACUCACACUUAUUUAUUUAUUUUAUUUAUUUAUUUAAAAAAGUACUGCCACAUCACAAACAUUUUACAUUGAAAAUAACUUAAACUAUUUAAUUUAUGUUCUGAUGCAUGUGACAAUAAUGGCGUACAUAACAUUCGCAAUUCAUCGGCUCGAAGAUGGAAUACAAUAAUAAUAAAAAAAAACCUAAUGAAAACAUACUUUGAAAUUCACACUAUGCCAGGGGGCGGGAGAUAUUUAAGAACUAUACAACCUAAUGCUAUUUAUAUGUUUUUUAUCGUUAAUUAAUUACGAUCUUAUCAUUUGAAAGCUAUGUUUAAAUAAAACCCUAAAUUUUUAUCACGUAUCACGAUAGACUGUGUAAUUAGAGAGGUUGAAAACAAUUAUAUAUAUUUUUCGAUCGAUAAUCCUCCAAUGUGAUGUAGGUAUUGUCUGUAUGUAUGUAUGUAUACAGGUUAAGAUAGAGCCGUUUUCUAGUUGCGUUUUUAAUUUAAUUUCCAUUAAUCCUGUCCUCAAUUUUGGAUUGUCUGUAUUAUGGGAAUCAGAGACUGAUAUACGUACUUAUAUGCAAAUCAAAUUUCUAUGUAUAUAUAUAUAUACAGGGUAUCCCAGAACGAAUGGAUAAUCCUGAAACACCUCAUAGUAUAGCUAUUGGGGACUCAAAAAAAUAAUCAAAAAAUAUUUUUCUUAGGUACUAUCCAAAUUAAAAAUAAAGAAAAAAUACAAAAUUUCAUGAUUAAAAUUUAAGUUCAGAUUAACUUUUAUAUAAAAAAAUACACUAGCUACUCAUACGAUUUCUUGCAUAUUCCUUAGUUAAAGUUCACGUAGUAAUAUUAUAACACCAAAAAGCCUAUGGAUUUCAUUUAUUUGUAGCUGUUGUAUAUUCCAGAAAUACACAGCGGUGUGGAAAAUAUCAGUUUUUUUUUUAAAUACGUAAUUUGGGUACUACCUGAGAUUAUUUUUUUUGUGUCCUCAAUAGCUCUACUAUGAGGUGUUUCAGAAUUAUCCAUGCUUUUUUUUUAUUAAUUUUUUACUAGGACAGCCCACCUGGUGUUAAAUUCUUCUUCAUUCUUUCUGGGACACCCUGUAUAUAUUAAACGGCCAGACUUAGAGUAUAGUUACCCGGUGGGAAUCGAACCUACGACCUACGGUUCAGCAAUCGCGAGCGUUACUUAGUGCGCCACCAUAUCGGCUAAAGUUUUUUUUCAUACAAACGAAAUUUUAAUAGUCGUUUGAUAAAUUCUUCAAUUAUCAAAUUAGUAAUUAAUUUCUUUUUAUUCAAUUGUAUUUACGUAGAUUUGCGUUCAGACACUGUUAAUACUUAUUACAUUAUCAGAAAUAGAUUAGUGUAGGCGGAUAACUCGAUGGAGUAUAUGGCUUGUUUAAUUAAUAUUACAUUCUUAUAUAAAAGCUAAAAGAAACCUUCAGGGUUUAUUGUCGAGAGCAGUAAUUUAUUUUCUUAACGAAUUAUUUAUUUAUUUAUUCAACUUAAUGCACAUAAGUACAAUGGCGGACUUAAUGCCCGAGGCAUUCUCUACUAGUCAACCAAGGGUGGUGUAGAGAAUCCUGUGGUAGGUGCAUAACUUAAUGUGAACCAAACUACAUUAUACAAUAUACAAACACAUACACGGUAUAUAUAUAUAUAUAUAAUUAUCUCGCGUCUUUCAGGAUUUUUCAAGUGAAAUAUCACUUUUUUUUUGUUUGUGCAUGUUUUUCAAUGUAUUUAUGUUAGUAAUGUUAAACUUAAUAUUGGAUUAAAAAAUAUAAUUAUAUACUUUCGUGUUAUUUAUGCUAUGUUCAAGUUGUAUCGGUUGUAAUGUAUAUAUGAAUUAUUCGUUGAACUAUUCCAUGUACUUACUUGAAACUUUGGUUGUUAUAAUAAAUGUUUAAUUUUAUGUU